AUGCAGCCUGACGAGCUUGGUACUGUUUACAAACAGUACAAAGCCGAUACCAACUAUCUUGCAGGAUGGCUGGCUUCAACCGCUCGUGCGCAUGGGUACGGCCGGAAGUCUCAAAGCAGCAAGCCCCAUGUGAACAAGAAUCACAAAAAGCACAAAAAGCACAAAAAGCGCAAGGGUCGCUCCAAAGGCAGGGCAUUGCCAGAAGUAAACAUGGCUGAGGAAACCCAAGCACCAUCCAAGGAGCACAUCAUUGAUGUCAAGGAUUUUGUGCCCCUCGCAGAAUACGUUGUUGCCAUCAAUACGAAGCCCGCCGUCUCAGUCCCGGAAACUAUUGUUAUAGUUACCAGGCGAGUCAUCAAAGUCCGCAAAGACUUCGGCAGCCAACUGAGGGAACGUGGAUAUAAACUGGAUGAAGACUCAGAUCGCAGACACGCUCACUUUGUGACUAUUCUCGAGGAUGUCCUCCGCAUUCUGCGGCUCAAAGUGGCUUCUCGACAACAAGCCAAGGUCAACACUUCCUCCGACACCAAUCAAGCAGGCGGAAACCCAAUCGAAGGGUUUGUGCAUUUGUCUGUCGACGAGCCUUCUCAGGAGUUUCUUGAUGCGCCCGAUUUUGUCCACCCUGAGAUUGUGCACGAGAACGGCUCCAAGUAUGAGGCGAAGUUACAGUCAACCCGAGAUGAAGCGCUUUUCGCCUUGCAGACGGUAAUGGCGGAUGUCGAUGAAAUCAGGCGGUUCGUUCUAUUCGAAUGGACCAAGAUAGCCUCUUCGCAAUCUCCCACUUCCCAGUCUAUUUCAGUAGCAUCAAUCAUGACUGACACCGCAAUCGGCAUAGCAAGACACCUUGUGGAAGAAAUCGAUCCCCUUUUGGAAGAACACGGCGGGUGGCUGGAGCUUCUGAAAGAGCUGUACGUGUGUGAAUCGCGUCAGAGUCUGCAGGAUGACUCUUUCUCCCCUUUCGCUGGAAGAGAAAACCGUGGAAUCAUCUUGUGUUUUCCCGAAUGCGAACGCACAUUGAUACUUGCGUGGGAUAUUCUGAAAGCUCACCGCAAUGGUUUUGCCAGGAAGGACGUUUAUAUUAUAAACAACAACGUGUUGGAGCACCCCGAGUGGCAAACGGGGGCUGAGGAUUUCGAGGUAGCUUACGAUCUUGUCGGCUCUUUCAUGCUGGGCUUGAAACGUAUCGCCUUGAACGGUCGAAAGUGGCCCUUGGUGAUUGAUGAGUUCGUUCGGGGGCUGGUAGAGAUCUUCCGUACAAGGGAGAUACCGUUCUUCUCUCUGCUGGCAACACAACUCUUCAUCGACAUCAAUCGAACGAUGGGUUCAAAGUUCAGCGUGCCCUUCGACAACAUGAUUCGAGAGACGGGCGUUAUUCGCGAUACCAUUGAGCAAUAUCUCGAGUUUCAACAGUCUCGACCUUGGGCUGGCCUCAGCAACCAGGCCGAAGCCUCUCUUCACAAAUUGAGGAAAGACUUACAAGAACUAGCUUCGAUGGGCUCCGACGAAACCCCAAACCCGAACCCAGUCUCAAAUGCCUCUACCCCUGGAUUUCAUCUCUUGUUGCGAAGUUCGCCGGUUCUCUGCGGUUUAUUAUCGUCCACUGCCCACGUGCUCAUGCACCAGAUUGGGUUUCACAUAGCGGAGUUAGGGGGUAUGGUGACCCUAGCCGUCCACCUCUACAACGCAGUCCGUCAGGAGGGAUUGCUGAAAGCGCCAUGGGUUGAUCUCGACACGUGCAUAAACCUGCUGCAAUAUCCCAGCUUGUUUGUUGGAGGAGAACCGCCGAAGGAUCCGAACACGUAUUUUCAGAGACUCCUCCUGCAGGUGGGCGUAUCUGCUUCUGAGUUUUCCCGCGGAGCCCGUAAAUUUGAAGACAUGGAGUUGUCGAGCAAAGGUACUCGCAGGUGGCAUCCAGUUGCUCCUAUCCACCAAGUCUUCCGCAACAGAUACACUCGCAACGACCAGCCCAGAUGGACGGCCGAAUACAUCAAGACUGUGAUAGACCACGACCACUGGACUGCCCCCAAGGACCUUGGUAUCAAUGCCAAGAGGACGGCUUCACAGGAAAUCCCCGGCAUGGUUUGCAGGAUGAGUGCAGCGACGUUUCGGGAGAAGCAGAAACUCAUCAAGCGCCAAAAGCGAAACAAGGAAAAGGCUGAGCCGUUGCCCCUCACAACCCUCCUCGAAAUGCUCGAGAGGACCCUGUACUUUGAGAAGAUCGAGGCAUGUUUUUCCUACCUGAAGAUGCACCAACAAGCCUGGACCUUGCUCGAGAACUUCAAGAGGGCCUGCGAUCCCUGGGUGGCCCAAAUCCCUCGUCUCAACUACGGUGCUGAAGAACUCGACUUCUUAUUUCCCGUGCUCGCGCUACUUCGUCAUAUCAGAGCUCCUGGAUGCCAUGCGAUGCUAGUUGCCAACGUAAUCAACGAGUUCAAUGCGUCGCCAGAGAGCAGCAAAGCCCGUCAGUAUUUGCUUGACAGUUUGGGAAUCUAUGGCCGCCUGGAGUAUGGCCCGCAAGUCGGCCGAGGAGCCUUUCAAGUCAUCUUAACCAUAGAACAGAGGAUCCCAGAGGUUUCUGAUGCGGACGGUGAGCGUUGGCGUCGAUGGUGGGACACGGGAGUCUACUCCCCGAAGACUACCUAG
This is a messenger RNA of Pseudomassariella vexata, 2643 nucleotides long. RefSeq lists its product as uncharacterized. The record is from RefSeq and is a predicted model, not a curated record. The coding region runs from base 1 to 2643 and encodes 880 amino acids. NCBI's taxonomy places the organism in Eukaryota, Fungi, Ascomycota, Sordariomycetes, Amphisphaeriales, Pseudomassariaceae. The transcript has a single exon.